AUCACGAAAGUUCUAUGAAGUGAGAAGUAUGAUUUAUGAAUCUUAUUUUUAUUGUGUGAGCGAAUUUAGCAAUUAGCACUAGUGAUUAAAAUUUAGAUUAUGAACUGUUGUGUUUAGUUUUUGAAUGAAUUAUAGACAGCGCUGUAAAUAUUUAUGUAUUUAACAAUUAUACUGACCAAAUCACUAAAGUAAUAAUUUUUCAUAAUUCAUUUUAAUUUCUUAUAAAUAAUAUAGGAAUUACUACAACCAAUGAUGUCUAGGUUAGGUUCGCUCCAUCUAACAAAACACUCUGGUACCAAACAUACUGGAACAGUAAUAUUUUUCCAUGGAUCAGGUGCAACUGGUGAUCAUAUAAAGGAAUGGGUUCAAAUACUAUCAAAAAAUUUUUCCUUUCCUCAAGUCAAAAUCCUCUACCCAACUGCUCCAUUACAACCAUACACACCUGCAGGUGGCCAAAAAAGCCAUGUUUGGUUUGAUCGGAUGGAUAUUAGCCCAAAUGUACCUGAAGUAGAUAACUCACUAGCAGAAAUAGAAGUGGAGGUGCGGAAUCUCAUAAAAAAAGAAACAGAAUCUGGAAUUCCUGUCAGCCGAAUAAUUGUAGGUGGCUUUUCAAUGGGUGGCGCAUUAGCCCUUCACACUGCAUAUAGAUGGGAACCCAAUGUUGCUGCUGCCUUUGCUUUCAGUUCAUUUCUCAAUGAGAAGUCAGCUGUAUAUCAAGAAUUUAAGAAGAGUGAAAAAGUGCCUCCUCUCCUUCAAAUACAUGGGAAUGUAGAUGACCUUGUACAUUUGUCAUGGGGCCAAACUACAUUUAAUCAAUUAAAAGCUCUGGGUGUUCAAGGAGAAUUCCAUGUGAUGGAUAGAUUGGGGCAUUCAUUAAAUGCAAGAGGCUUGAAUGUGAUAAAAUCUUGGAUAGAAAAACAUUUACCUGAAAUAUAAGUGUUUUGUUAUAGUGCUAUUAUAUUUGCUGUUUGAGGCCAAUGAAAAUAAAUAGAUUUAUAAUUGUUAGCAU
This is a messenger RNA of Zerene cesonia (dogface butterfly), 1009 nucleotides long. Its product is annotated as lysophospholipase-like protein 1. NCBI's taxonomy places the organism in Eukaryota, Metazoa, Arthropoda, Insecta, Lepidoptera, Pieridae. Gene Ontology annotation, biological process: protein depalmitoylation. Gene Ontology annotation, cellular component: cytoplasm. Gene Ontology annotation, molecular function: carboxylic ester hydrolase activity; palmitoyl-(protein) hydrolase activity. The transcript is spliced from 4 exons. The coding region runs from base 250 to 936 and encodes 228 amino acids. The record is from RefSeq and is a predicted model, not a curated record.